Messenger RNA from Budorcas taxicolor (takin), 939 nucleotides. RefSeq names its product vomeronasal type-1 receptor 4-like. Gene Ontology annotation, molecular function: pheromone receptor activity. Gene Ontology annotation, cellular component: membrane. Gene Ontology annotation, biological process: G protein-coupled receptor signaling pathway. The record is from RefSeq and is a predicted model, not a curated record. The transcript has a single exon. Bases 1 to 939 code for a protein of 312 amino acids. Lineage: Eukaryota; Metazoa; Chordata; Mammalia; Artiodactyla; Bovidae.
AUGGCUACUGGUGAUUUGGCAGCAGGAGCCAUCUUAUUAUUACAGACAGUAUUUGGAAUGCUGGGGAAUUUCUCUCUUCUUUACUGUUAUCUCUUCCUGUGUUGUACUGGGGAUAGGCUGAGAACUGUUGAUUUGAUUGUGACGAAUCUUAUUGUAGCCAACAUCUUCAUUCUGUUUUCUACUGGAUUCUGCAGUCCAAUAACAACUUUUGGGUGGAGUUGUCUGAAAAGUGGAUCUGCAUGCAGAGUUUUUGCUUAUCUUCGCGGAGUGGGCAGGGGAGCAUCCAUUGGCAUCACAUGCAUCUUGAGUGUCUUCCAGGCCAUCACGAUCAGUCCCAGGAACUCCAGGUGGGCAGAGCUUAAAGUGAAAGCUCUCAAGUGUGUUGUUCCUUCAAUUAUCCUGUGCUGGGUCGUGAACAUGAUGUUAAAUAUCAUUUAUCCUAUUUUCGUGACUGGAAUAUUGAGUAACAAAAGCAUCACAAAUAGAAAAAGUUUCCAACAUUGUUCUGCUGUUCCUAAUGAUCAUUAUGGAGAAACAUAUGCAGCAAUGAUGUCCAUGCCUGUUGUCUUUUCUUUUGUGGUCAUGAUCUUGGCCAGUGGCUCCACAGUUUUCACUCUGUACAGGCACAAGCAAAGAGUCCAAAAUGUUCAUAGAAUCAAUGGCUCCUCCAUAUCCUCUGCUGAGUCCAGAGCCACUAAAACCAUCCUUCUCCUGAUGGGCAUUUUUAUUAAUUUUAAUACACUUUCCUCCAUCUCUUAUAUUAUUUUGGGUAUUUCCAACAAUGCUGGUUUGUUCAUUUCGACCAUGUCUGCAAUAGUCAUUUCAUGUUUCCCAGCUAUCAGUCCCUUUCUGCUUAUGAGUCGUGACUCCAGAGUAUCCAGGCUCUGUUUUGCUGGGAAAAGGAAUGCAAACUCCCCUACUCUUAACAGAAAGGUGUAA